Pochonia chlamydosporia 170 is the source of this 1908-nucleotide messenger RNA. Its product is annotated as C6 transcription factor. The record is from RefSeq and is a predicted model, not a curated record. Bases 1 to 1908 code for a protein of 635 amino acids. The transcript has 7 exons. Gene Ontology annotation, biological process: DNA-templated transcription. Gene Ontology annotation, molecular function: zinc ion binding; DNA binding. NCBI's taxonomy places the organism in Eukaryota, Fungi, Ascomycota, Sordariomycetes, Hypocreales, Clavicipitaceae.
AUGUCAACGGCAAAGGCCACCAAGAAGAGUGCCUUUUCCUGUGAGCCUUGUCGUCGGUUAAAUGCGGAGGUGAACAGCCCAUUUGUCAGCGAUGUGCUGCCCGAAAUGAUGAGUGCAUAUUGUCGCGUUAUAUAUCCAACAUUAUCUUACACCCAGCGGUUGGAAGAACGAAUCAGGGAGCUGGAAGACCAAGUUGCGAAUCUUUCGAAGUCGCCUGCCUCCGUUGCUGGCUCGUCACACUCUAGCCCUCCGGUAUCAGGCGCGCCAGAUGCUCCAUCACAAACCGCACGCCAUGCAUCCGACGAGCAGGCAAUGAGUCGAAGCUUCAGAAGCUUAAAGAUAGACGACAAGGGAAGCAUCACGUAUCAUGGCGCCACUAGUUUCUUCAAUCUUCCGAGUGACCGAACGGGUCCGAGUUCAGGGGAGGUGCCAUUCCUGGAUCCGUCAACAUCAGACACCGACAGGCAACAACGUGAACGUCUAAUUCAUAAUGCAUGGCACCAACGCGCCAUGGAGAACUUGUCCGAAAUACCUGUAUGCAAUCCCGCUUCUAUGACAGCAGCCUCGUAUUCGGCUAACCACUCCGUACCGUACGUAUGGCUGACCGAAUUAGGCGACAUGCAAUCAAUGGGACCUUAUUACUCCCACACUCUUCUUAAUGCCGUAAUCUCACAUUCGAUUCGAUGGGGACGAAUUGAUCCUUCGAUCAAGCGGUUACUCGACGAGUCCUACCAAGGCGGUACCCUAUUCGGUAAACAUGCGCGAAGCAUGCUUUUCGAGGAGUUGAGCAAUGGCGUCUGCACGAUACCUACGAUACAAACUCUCCUCCUUCUCAGCGCACAAGAAUGUAGUCUGGGUAAUUCUACACAAGCCUGGACGUAUAGCGGUAUUGCCUUCCGGCUGCUAGACCAUCUUGGCAUAUGCGUGGAUAGCCAGCGAUUCCCGGGCUCUGUGCAGUUGAGUGACGAGGAGCUUGAGAUCCGCCGACGUAUCUACUGGGUUGACGACUCGGCCGAGAAUGACCUUUGGGUUCCAUUUGGUAUCUCCCAAACUGACACCGCCUGGAAUUAUCCCCUCACAACAGCUCACUCAGCAUCUUGCUUCAUGAGCAUGUGUCGGCUGGCCGUAAUUUUCAACGAAAUUCUGCUCCACAUGUAUGAUCCGCUGUCGCAAAAUACUGAUACUGAGAUUCAAGAGUGCCUCAAUUUCCAGGAACCAUUGUUACAGCAGUGGUGGGAUCAGUUACCAACGCACUUGAAAAUUGAUCCCGUAUCGUUGCCAACCUUGGCUCCGCCAUCUCAUAUUGUGACUUGUCUUUAUCAUGCGUUUAAAAUUUUGUUAUACCGCCCGAUGCUCACCGGUCGAGGGCAACGCGAAUGCGAAGGGCCAUCUCCCGUCCAGGGCUACCUGGCGGAAAGUGUGACAUCAGCGACAUCCGUCAUUGCGAUCUUUGAUCUCUUCUGCAGGACCUUCACUAUGAAUUACUGCGUUUUGUCUCUCGCAUACUGCGUCUACAUUGCAUCAUCAAUCUUUCUUCUUCAAGUUCAGGCAGCUCCAGACGAUCAGCAAGCUAUGCGUAAGCUCACUUAUUGCAUACAGUGCCUGCAACAAGUAAGACAGAUCAUCAUCGCCUCUGCACUAAAUAACAUCAACAAGGAGCUUACCGCUGUCGGAAUUGCAGUCGGGUCCUCUGUUCAGCAAAGCCCAGGGGCGCAUCAGUCUCCGUCAACGGCGGCAAGCCUUGCUACCUGGCGGCUACGGUGGGAUAUUAGUACCGCAACUGCAAGAGGGCCAGCCCCGCAAUCCACGCACGCACACACACACACCAACACACACACAUCGCGCACCCGACCUUUGCGAUGCCGCCACGCCGCCAAAUUAAGGAUUUUCGAGAAGCCAUCAAGAUAA